UAGCCACACAAGUCACCAUCGGGGCGCCAUCUUUCUUCUCAUUGUUGUUGCGUCAAAUCGUAGUGAAAAAGCAUCUAAAACUCGUAGGAAUUUAUAAUUUCGUAAAAUUACGUAGUUUUGUGUCAUUUAUUUCGACAUUCUAAUGAUUUAGCUGUCGCAGAAUCAUACAUCAUCAUAUAUUGUGACCGUCGUAGUGUAGCCUGGUGCUCCGUCGCCGCCCGGUGAUGACAUUUGUCUCCAUUGGAAUAUUCCGUUUCACCUGGAGCUGGACCUCUCCUCGCCGAAACGGACGAGUAUAAUAAAGUAUAUGGAAUGUGAUCGAUGUAUUGAGAAUGGACAAGACGUUGUUUCGACACCGCAGGCAUGGGCCUGCGGGGUCAAGCGUAAGUUCGGAGACGGUGGGAUGCGGGUUGGCGGGCCUGGCGGUCGCAGCGCGGGCCCUGGGCGAGUGCUGGCUCCCGGCGCUCUUCUGGAAGACCGCGCCAUGCUCGCUGGCGGCGUCAGCGCCUCUGCUCACCGCCGCCCCGAGCCGCGGCCCUCUCCCCGAGCGCCAUUGCCUCGAGUCGUGUCAGACUCUCCCUUUAUGAACAACAUGGACGAAAUCACUUAUUGGAUCGUGACAAAACGCGCGCCGUGCUUAGCAGGUUACAACAACCCUCUGCGGCGUGUGCAACCACAGUGUUCUCGUGCGCCUUUUCACUCAGUUAGCCCUGAAGAACAAGGAGAGCCCGAGAAGAAAAAAAAGAAACUUGUUGUCUUGCACGAUGAUUCUGAUACAUUGGACCAAAUAAAUGUUCAUGUUGAGGCAUCACCUCAACUUGAGUGUGAAGUGAUCAGUGAUGAAUCAGAGACACUUGUGUCAGAUGUGGAUUUUAAUAUAAAAAAAUCAUCAGUGCAGGUCAAGAACAAAACAACAAAGACACAAAAGAAGAGCAGUCGUGCAGCUCUACGUAAAAAUAAUAAGGUGGUCACAUCUACACCCAAGGUGACAUCAAAUCUUAGAAGGAGCUUGAGAAAACUUCAGUCCUCUGUCAAUAACAAUAGCCAUUUAAACAGUACCCUUGAUAUCUUCGACACACCCAAUGGUAAUGAUCAUCCCACUGUUUCCAAGUGUCAGACAGGGAAGUUUGAGGAGAAUACAAAAUUAAUAAAUAUGUCAAACAAGGAACUAAAUGUUAAUACAUGUGCUGUAUCAGUUCCUAGACCAAACAAUGGGGUUAUUAAUGGUCAAUUUGAUGAUCUCAGUGAUGUUUCUGGGUUCACAGCAAACUAUAUAAAGUCCACAAAAAUAAAUUCAAAAACUCCCAGAAAAGUAAGAAGUAAGCAAAGUAGAAACUUGACUAAAGAAUCAAGACAUAGUGGGCACAAGGAAGAGAGAUCUUUGAUUGUGAGCAUCAACAAAGCUACAGGGGAUCCAAAAACGAACAUUAUGAACUGCAGCACUGACUCGUCCCAAAAUAUUAUCAACCUUGUAACUGUUGAUAAAAAAUCAAGUACCAAGAAAUUUGAUAAAAGUACCUCUUUACUCAAGUUUAUGGAAAGUAAAAAAGGGCAAAAACUUGUAAAUGCUAAGAGUGAGAGCCAAAAUGGUGUCCUGAAUACAUCUUUUCAGUCAACAAGUACAACUGGGUCCAGGUAUCCAAAGAGGCACAAAAAUAAUUCCUCGGAUGUAUUAAUGGUAGAAAUCUCUGAGAAGACCGAACCCGCCAAGCUAAGUUUAGAUAAGAGAGCUGCAGCUAAACAAUCCAGCAGACUGGAGAGUACAGAUCUGGUCUCCAGAACAAGAAGUGGGAGAAGCAGGCAUUCUAAACUUACAGAGCCUGCAGUGUAUGUACGUAGCGACUUUCCUGAACAAGAAAGUACUGUGGCUACUGUUAAUGUGGCCAAUGCAGUGCCAAGUGAAGCAAAAGAUAGUUCAAAGAAGAAAAGACCGUCAUCAAAGUGUGGAGUUGCAAGAAAAUCUGUAAACAAAACUGGACAAUCUAAUAAAGACUCUUUUAGAGAAAAAAGUGGUUUUGCUGCUUGCUUCUCUGACAGUGAUGAUGAUAAACCUUUAAAACCGCAGAAAUACUUGUCAUAGCUUAAUUGUUAUUUUAAUGAGUAUGGGAUUUGUAGACAUACUUGUGGAUAGUAUAUUAUGAAACUAGAGUUACAACUGAGCACCACAAUCGUAGGUGUACCAAUUGGUUGUGUACCUAAACUUAUUGCUACACAAGAAGUAUCAUCACAUUUGAUAUGGCAGUG
This is a messenger RNA of Cydia amplana, 2244 nucleotides long. RefSeq lists its product as uncharacterized. Lineage: Eukaryota; Metazoa; Arthropoda; Insecta; Lepidoptera; Tortricidae. The record is from RefSeq and is a predicted model, not a curated record. The transcript is spliced from 2 exons. The coding region runs from base 308 to 2080 and encodes 590 amino acids.